ACUAUUUGUGCAAAUUUACUAAAAAAUGAGAAAUAUAAUACAGAAACUAUUGAACUUAUUAAGUUAAAAAAUUAAACCACAAAAUUUACCUUUACUUCAGAAAGGUAUUCAAGGAGUAAUUGUUAGUAUUUCCAGUCAUGGGAAACGGUGCUAGCAAAUAUAGUAAACGGGGGAAAAUACAAACAUCAUCAACAGCUGCAGGGGACGAACAAUGUGUUACACGAAAAGCUACAACUAGCAUUGAUAGUAACGAUGUGCAUAGCGACGGCAAUGAUGUGUUAAUCGUAGCUUCUAAAUCAGGACACACAAAAAUAGUGGAAUAUUUACUGCAAAGUGGUAGCGACGUUAAUGCUGUUGGGGAAAAUGGGUGGAAUUCUUUGAUGUUCGCCUCUGAAAGAGGACAUGAACAAAUUGUAGAACUAUUAAUUAAAAAUGGAAGUGAUAUCAACGCUAUUGAAAAUGGCGGUUUAAAUGCAUUGAUGAUAGCCUCAAAAAAUGGCCAUGAAGAAAUUGUUGAACAUUUAAUUAAACAUGGGUGUGAUUUUAAAGUUGUUAGCAAUAAAGGAAAGAAUGCAUUAAUGUAUGCCUCUAAAAAUGGUCAUAAAGAUAUUAUAGAUCUUCUAAUAAAAAGUGGCAGUGAUAUCAAAGCUGUUAACAAUGAAGGAUGGAAUGCAUUAAUGAUAGCCUCUAGAUACGGACAUGAAAAAACUGUAGAACUUUUAAUUAAAUGUGGCAGUGAUAUUAAAGCUGUCAAAGAGGAUGGAUGGAAUGCAUUAAUGCUAGCCUCUUAUAAUGGACACGAACAAAUUGUAGAACUGUUAAUUAAAAAAGGCAGUGAUAUUAAAGCUCUUAACAAUCAAGGAUGGAAUGCAUUAAUGCUAGCCUCUGAAAAUGGACAUAAAAAUGUUGUACAUUUUCUAAUUAAAAGUGGAAGUGAUAUUAACGUUGUUGACAGACAUAGAGAGAAUGCAUUAAUGAUAGCCUGUAGACAUGGACACGAAACUGUAGAACUAUUAAUUCAAAAUGGAUGUGAUGUUUCAUUUGUUAACAUUGAUGGGUGGAAUGCAUUAAUGAUAGCAUCUUAUUAUGGAUACGACAAAAUUGAACUUUUAAUUAAAAGUGGGUUCGAAGUUAAAACCGUUGACAAUGAGGGUUUGAAUGCUUUAAUGUUAGCCUCUGAGGCUGGACAUGAAAAAAUUGUAGAACUAUUAAUUAAACAUGGGAGUGAUGUUAAUUAUGCUGCUCUAAAUGACGGGAUGAAUGCGUUAAUAGCGGCCUCUAAGUUCGGACAUGUGGGUGUUGUAGAGCUUUUGAUUAAACAUGGCAGUGAUCUUGAAUAUUGUGCAGAUGGAGGAUGGCGUGCAUUAACGAUGGCCUCUUACAAAGGGCAUGAGAAAACCGUAGAACUUUUACUUAGUAGUGGGGCUAAUAUUAAUGCUGUUAACAAUGAAGGGUGGAAUGCACUAAUGUUCGCAUCAGAAAGCGGACAUGAAGGAGUUGUUAAAAUUUUAAUAAAAAGUGGGAUUGAUAUUAACGCUGCUAAAAAAAACGGAUUAAAUGCAUUAAUGAUAGCCUGUAUCAAUGGUCAUGAAAAAACACUAAAACAAUUAAUUAAAAGCGGCAGUGAUAUUAACGCUGCUGCUAUUGACGGAAUGAGGGCGAUAAUGAUGGCCUCUCAAAAUGGACAUGCUAAAGUUGUAAAAAAGUUGCUUAAAAGUGGAAGUGACAUUAAUGCGAUUGAAAAUGAUGGUUUGAGCGCAUUAAUGUAUGCCUCUGCCAACGGGCAUAAAGAUAUUGUUGAACUUUUAAUUAAAAAUGGCAGUGAUGUUAAAGUUGUUUCCAAUGAUGGCUGGAAUGCAUUAAUGUACGCCUCUAGAAAAGGAGAUGAAAAAGUUGUAGAACUUUUAGUUCAAAAUGGCAGUGAUAUAAACUAUGUUACGAAAUAUGGUAUAAGCGCAUACAAAAUAGCUUCUAUCAGAGGACAUGAAAACAUUGUAGAAUUUUUAGUCAAAAGUGGAUGUGAUGUUACAACUACUAAAGACGACGGAUUUAUUGAAAGAUUACAAAAAGACGAAAGCGGGGCAGAAGCUUUACUCCAAAAAGUUAAUGUGUCUCUGGUCUCUUCUGCAAAUGGAAUGCCAUCGGUAAACAAUGAUGAAUUGAUAGGAACACAAUAUGCAGAAACUGUUAAUCAAAGAAAGCCAGUUCGUGGCCAGCUACAAGACAACCAUUUUAAAUUACUCCAGAAGGAGACAUUGUAUUUACUUCAGGAAAUAGACGCUGAAUUUUUAAUUGACCAUCUUUUUUCUAAAUGCGUCAUCAGUUUAGAUGAUCGUCAUAAAGUUAGGGCUGAGAAAACACCAAGGGAGCGAACUCGUGUUUUUUUAGACAUUUUAUUUCAUUCAGGACCUGAGAGGGCUUUUCCGGAAUUUUUGGUUAGUCUAGAAACGGAAUAUCCACAUGUUGCAGAGCGACUAAGGAAACAAUUGUAACCUUGUUUAAAGAUUUAGUCA
Molecule: messenger RNA, 2513 nt
Organism: Physella acuta
Lineage: Eukaryota; Metazoa; Mollusca; Gastropoda; Physidae
Product: ankyrin repeat domain-containing protein 50-like
Biological process (GO): regulation of apoptotic process
Molecular function (GO): protein binding
Source: RefSeq, a predicted model, not a curated record